AUGCAUGAGCGAUUGGCCAUCGCACCGGAGUCCAUCCACGUCGACCUCGUGCGACUCUUCACCUCAGCAGGAGGUCCACCCACUGCUGAGAUGCAAUCCCCUGAAACCCACCGACAUCACCAACCACGUUCUCCAGAGGAAUCCCACUACCGUGAGAAAAUUCCCCACCUUGAAUCUGCCUUAUGUCGAUCAAGAGCAUCCGAAGUAGAGCCAGAAGAACCCUCUACCUCCUCUGGUUUACGUUUACCUGUAACACCACCA
This is a messenger RNA of Strongylus vulgaris, 261 nucleotides long. Lineage: Eukaryota; Metazoa; Nematoda; Chromadorea; Rhabditida; Strongylidae. The record is from the annotation of a GenBank genome assembly.